This is a messenger RNA of Protopterus annectens (West African lungfish), 2723 nucleotides long. It is a transcript of the gene WDR91, whose product is annotated as WD repeat domain 91. Gene Ontology annotation, molecular function: protein binding; phosphatidylinositol 3-kinase regulator activity. The transcript has 17 exons. Gene Ontology annotation, biological process: early endosome to late endosome transport. The record is from RefSeq and is a predicted model, not a curated record. Gene Ontology annotation, cellular component: extrinsic component of endosome membrane; late endosome membrane; early endosome membrane. Lineage: Eukaryota; Metazoa; Chordata; Ceratodontiformes; Protopteridae. Bases 357 to 2594 code for a protein of 745 amino acids.
UUACGUAUUUGGGUCAUCCAGGCAGUCUGGGUUGUGUCUCUGCUCAUUCACGUUGGUUGAAAUUCUGAGUUGUUUUUCGCUUUUCAGGAAUCUGUGGAGCUUAUUAGUUCAAUUUUCUGGAGUUUGGGUCGAUUACAGUCUAUCGUAGCAGACACUGAGAGGAUAGGAAAAAGAAGAGAAAAGGGGAAAAGAAGAGAGAAAGAAAAGAAAAAGAGUUGAUUCUCUUUCGGACAUGUCAUGUGUGUUCUGUUUUGGAAGAUCCUUAACUUGCUUUGUGGACUGAGACGACAAUGUCUCCGAUGUUAAGUAGGUGGCAUCAGUAUAAACAUUGGCAAAAUCAGUGAAUACACAGCUGCAUGACAAAGGAAGUUGUAUUGAGCAUGGCAUCAACAGUGGAACGAUUGGAUGAACUAGUUCGAGAAUAUCUUACUUACAGAGGAUUUACAAGCACCCUGAAAUAUCUUGAUACUGAGAUCAAAGCAGACAAGGAGAAAGGCUUCAGGGCUGAUAAAAUAGUCGAUCAACUGCAGCACUUCAUUCAUACCUAUGACCUGGCUGGAUUGCGAGACUACUGGGGUUAUCUUGAUCGACGACUCUUCAGUCGUCUAGAAGAUGUGUAUCGCCCAACUGUGAACAAAUUGAAGAUCAGCCUGUUCCGCUACUACCUUGUACAUGCAGUGCAGACGGGCAGACAGGACAAGUCCCAGGAUUUUUUUCAGAAGCAAGCAUCUGAGCUGCAGAAUCAGAUUGAGUGGAAGGACUGGUUUGUUCUCCCAUUUCUCCCGGCUGCUGAUCAGAAUCCAGCAUUUGCUACCUAUUUCUCUCGACAAUGGGCAGAUACAUUUUUGGUGUCUCUGCAUAAUUUCUUGAGCGUGCUUUUUCAGUAUAUGCCUGUUCCAGUCUUGCUGAACUUUGAUUAUGAGUGCCAGAAGACUGCAGCACUGCAGGAAGAAAAUGAAAUUCUGCGCCAGAGGCUUUUUGCUUUACAGGUGGAUCAUUCUCAAGUGAAAAAAGAUGAGGAAAUUAUUCAUCAUAAGCUUCCCCACUAUGUGCAGAACAUGGAUCGUCUGGGAGAUGCAGAACUAGAUCUAAUACCUACUCAGCGGAGCACCUCAUCUUCAUCACAGCCUCGUGUGAAUUCAUUUUUGUCAACAUUACUGACUCAAAGCAAGAAGGCACCUCAAAAACCACCUCCGUUGUCAGGAACCUCUCCAACACAGAGUAGUUCACAGCCAUUCAAGAAGGAGCUUGGUAGCAGUCAGAUUCCUAAAGGAAAGGAAACUGCAGUGGUAACUAAAGAUGUUAAAAAUCUGCUUAGUAGCCCUGUAACGAAUGAGCCAGUAUCUGGUCAGCAAAGGCAGAAGAGGCUCCAGGAACAUGGAAAAGAAAGGAAGGAGCUGUUUGCCAAGAACACUGAAAAGAAAACUGAAGCUGCUGUACCUGAAUCUGAGCCUUCACGAGAAAUCAGCAUCGACCAGACAGAUUUUGAAAAAACAUCUAAGCCUAGUGUAGAGAAAGAGGGUGUGAAAUCAGAGCAACCAUUUAUAGUCCUGAGCCAGGAAGAGUAUGGGGAACAUCAUUCAUCCAUCAUGCACUGCAGGGUUGAUUGCUCAGGAAGGAGGAUAGCUAGUCUGGAUGUUGAUGGUGUUAUCAAAAUAUGGUCCUUUAACCCGAUCAUGCAGACCAAGGCCACUGUCAUGUCAAAAUCAGCCUUAUCCCUUGAAUGGGCAGCCAAACCAGACAGACUGCUUUUACUUGGCAGUGGAGUUGGAACAGUAAGAUUGUACGACACAGAGGCCAAGAAGAACAUUUAUGAAAUAAGUAUCGACGAGUCACAUCCCAGGAUUCUGUCACUAGCCUGCAGUCCAAGUGGCACCUCCUUUGUUUGCUCCUCUGCAGCUCCAAGCCUGAACUGUAAGUCUACCGCCAUGCCAGAUAUUGGGGGAAAAGGAAUGAACCAGGUUCCAGGCAAGUUGUUACUAUGGGAUACAAAGGCCAUGAAACAACAGCUUCAGUUUUCACUUGAGCCAAGUCCUAUUGCUGUAAACUGCCUAGCAUUUAACCACAACGGCAAUUUGCUUGUCACAGGAGCAGCAGACGGUGUAAUCAGAUUGUUCGAAAUGCAACAUUAUGAGUGUGCAAUGAGCUGGCAGGCCCAUGAAGGUGAGGUGUACUCUGUCGAAUUUAGCUGUGAUGAAAACACAGUGUAUAGCAUUGGAGAGGAUGGAAGGUUUAUUCAGUGGAACAUCCAUAAAAGUGGAGAAAAGGUGUCAGAAUAUGUCAUGACUCCAGACACCACAGGCCCAUUUGUACUGUCAGGGUUCAGUGGGUACAAACAGGUUCAGGUUCCACGUGGGCGUCUCUUUGCAUUUGACUCUGAAGGGAACUACAUGCUUACAUGCUCUUCCACUGGUGGAGUCAUACAUAAGGUCAGAAGUAAUGGAAAUACCUUGGAGAGCUGCUUGUCGCUGGGUGGACACAGAGCACCAGUUGUCACCGUAGACUGGUGCACUGCCAUGGAUUGUGGAACAUGCCUCACAGCUUCUAUGGAUGGGAAAAUCAGACUAACAACAUUGUUGGCUCAGAAAUCUUAAACAGCAAAUCAGUCUACUUUCAUAUUGUUACGGAAAUACAACCGUAUGGUCUACAGAAAAAAUAGAACAUAAAUCUGUGCAUUACGUGUUUGAAUAUAAAAUAAAAACUUUUACAAGUUCAACUUUAAA